Messenger RNA from Ophidiomyces ophidiicola, 771 nucleotides. It is a transcript of the gene MED8, whose product is annotated as mediator of RNA polymerase II transcription subunit 8. The coding region runs from base 1 to 771 and encodes 256 amino acids. Lineage: Eukaryota; Fungi; Ascomycota; Eurotiomycetes; Onygenales; Onygenaceae. The record is from RefSeq and is a predicted model, not a curated record. Gene Ontology annotation, cellular component: core mediator complex; mediator complex. Gene Ontology annotation, molecular function: RNA polymerase II cis-regulatory region sequence-specific DNA binding; transcription coregulator activity. The transcript has 2 exons. Gene Ontology annotation, biological process: regulation of transcription by RNA polymerase II.
AUGACAUCCAUCGGCCCAGAGCAGCUCAAAGCCCUGGAGCAAACUCGACAACGGCUGGUACAGCUAACACAGUCGCUGGGGUCCCUGGCAAACAGCAUCAGCCAGAGCGACCCGCUGCCCGCCUGGUCGUCUCUACAGUCUCAAGCUACAAUCAUAUCCAACAACCUUCUCUCGAUCUCCCACCUUCUCACCGAACAGCAAGGCCUGCUCGCCUCCAUCAUCGCCUACCCAACCCCGGAAUUUCCAGGCCGAACAGAAUCAACUAUCUUACAUCAGCUACUGCGAACGAAACUCGAACCGCGCGUUGAGGAAUGGGUGGCUAGGGGCAGAGCCGUCGCGAAGAACAAUACUGCUUCGUCGCAGCUGCAGGCGCAAGAUGGAAAUGAAUCCACGCGUUUGUCGGUCGACCAGCUGCUGAGCUUAUGGCACUGGGCGCCCGUGGAGGCAAAUAUGGAAGCGAGGCAGAGGGACUGGGGCGGUGAUUAUACUCUGGAAGAAAGAGAAAUGGGAAUCAAGAAUGUGAUAACUGGAUUGAGCCGAAAACUGGAUGAAGGGGAUGAAGAAGAUGAUGAUGAUGAAGAUGAAGACAUGGUAGGCGAUGACAUGGAAGUAAUUGUUGGCGCCCAUGCGAGGGCUGGCGGAGCACCAGGGGUCGAAUUCGAUAUCGCGAGGGGAAGCAGCCAUACGCCUCCAAAGCCGAUGGCCCCUGGGUUGCCGCUUGAGGAUGUUUUUCGAUACAUGACAACAGGCGCGACUCCAAGCCCUAGAUGA